GAAAAUGCAGUAUUUGGCCGACGCAAACUUUCGCCAAAAUUUGAAUCCUCGCAUGUUCGGGCAGCGUCCGCCGUAUUUUCCGGGCAGGGUCGGUGACCGCUCCGUGCCCAGCGUGGAUGAGAUUCUCGGGCGUGGAGAGGCCAUGCCCGGCCGCUACUUGGUUGAACGUCCUCCACCAUCGCCGCCGCAGAACUCCGCUUGGUCCUCGAGUCCACGUCGCACCGACCGCCGCGACGUGGACUUCGCCAAGGAUGAUGCCAGCUACAUGUACGCCUUCCAAGCGAACCCGCCAGGAUCCCCCACUGAUCCCAGUCUCGGGGAUUACUCGAAGGACCCUCCAAACUAUGCGAACAUAUUCCGGGAAAACGUUGCAGGAGGCCCUUCCGAAGAAGGGUCUCCUACAGGUCGACGCCGCGGUGGAUCCCCCGUUGCUCGACGUGGCAAAGGAGCUCCGAUUGAUGCUAUUCCACGACUCUGUGGACCCCCCAUGGGUCCUAUUCCAGAUCGCUGUGGACCCUCCAUUGCUCGACGUCGCAAUGGAGACCCUCUUUAUGCUAUUCCAGGACUCUGUGGUUCCCCCAUGGGUCCUAUUCCAGGUCGCUGUGGUUCCCCCAUGGGUCCUAUUCCGGGUCGCUGUGGUUCCCCCGACUAUGCCAACAUCUUUGGCCGAAACCCUCCUGGGGGACAGGCAAUGUUCAGUGACAGGCGUGCUCUGCUCCUCAAUCCAUUCGAUCCACGUCCUUGUAUCCCAAAUUCGAUACAAAGCCGUCGCCUUGGCCACUGGUCAAGCUUCGAGGAUGGCAGCUCCGAAAAUGGUCGUGGGAAUCGAAGCUUCCCGAAUUUCGAUUGGAGCCGCAGCUCCCAGGACUUCCAGGGGAAUCGCAGAUUCCAGGUCUUCGAAGGGAAUGGCAGCUCCCAGGACUUCCAGGGGAAUCGCAGAUUCCAGGCCUUCGAAGGGAAUGGCAGCUCCCACAAUUUCGAGGGGAAUCGCAGCUCCCAAUAUCUGAACGACUUUGAGGAUUACCGCAGUGACAACGAUUCCGGGUUUAUUGAUGGUCGUCCCCGCUGUGAUGCUGGACGUCGAAGCUUUGAGAACUUUGGCAACUUUGGUGGAUCCAACGAGGCCAAUGACGGACGAAUCCAAGGGAUCGGUGGCCACAGUUUCCAGCCACUCGAAUCGUACCACCCGGAAAUGGGGCGCAAACGCCGGGCGGAGGAGUUCGAUAAUUGGCAGCCGGAGAAGGAGAAGGAGAGGGUGAGGGUGAGAGGGAGGGGGAGGGGAAAGCGCCCGUGUCCGGAAAAGGCCGUCUUUCGCAUUGGCGGCUUCAGGCUGGACAACGCCAGCCAUUGCGGGGGACGCCGCAAGCUGCCGCAGCCGGAGGAGAUGUCGCACGCCGUGCGCUUCUUCAAGCGAUACCCCGUCUACCGGAUCCGUGCGAAGAAGUCCCAGAUGGCGGACUCGGUCAAGUACCACUUCAUGGAGGAGGACGGGGCCCAGGACGACGACGAUGCCUUCAUCCGGCACACCAUAGCCGAGGAGUGGGUGAAGGUCUACGCCGCGAGGAACUACCGCAGCUGGGCCAGUUGGUGGAGCGACUUCGAGGACUGCGGCCGGGCCAUUGCCAAGGAGCUGGAGCGGUUCGAUGGCUUCACGGUGAAGCGGAACUUCGAGCCGCCCGAGGGGCCCAUCGACUCGGAGGCCUAUCUCGGCAUGGCCGUCGUCGCCCUCGAGGAGAACAACAUCACGUAUCUGAAGAACAUGCGCUACCUCUACCGCCUGAUCGACUUCAAUGUCCUGCGGAACCUGAGCGCCAACGCCUCCGGCCAUCUGCAGGACAUCAUACGCUCCAUUCCGAACCACUUGUGGCGCUACAAGAUGCGCUCCUUCGUCUUCCUCUGGUCCUGGUACCACAAGAUGGCCAACAGCCAGACGCCCGACGGCCAGACGAACCACCAGGCCAUCCUCCAGCUGUGGAACAACCCCGUGCUGCACUGGCUGGCCAAGCAGGCCUUCGACGAGACGGUGGCCAUCAGCAAAAUCGAAGUAUUUCACUCAGAAGAGCCCUGGACCCGGACCCGGGCCCGGACCCGGGAGGAGGCCUUCCUGAGAAAUGGGCCACCGCGAAAGACAUUUAUUGUAUCCUUAGAGCGCCUGACAGACGCGUGCUGA
Molecule: messenger RNA, 2170 nt
Organism: Drosophila persimilis
Lineage: Eukaryota; Metazoa; Arthropoda; Insecta; Diptera; Drosophilidae
Exons: 4
Coding region: 5-2170 (721 amino acids)
Source: RefSeq, a predicted model, not a curated record